This is a messenger RNA of Trypanosoma brucei brucei TREU927, 621 nucleotides long. RefSeq lists its product as hypothetical. Gene Ontology annotation, molecular function: protein binding. The record is from RefSeq and is a predicted model, not a curated record. The coding region runs from base 1 to 621 and encodes 206 amino acids. Lineage: Eukaryota; Euglenozoa; Kinetoplastea; Trypanosomatida; Trypanosomatidae. Gene Ontology annotation, biological process: protein homooligomerization. The transcript has a single exon.
AUGAUCGCCAUGAGUUGGAUACAGCAAAACUUGGGACUAGAUGUUACGGGUGAGAUGGCACAGCAGUUGUCACUUAACGUUGGUGGGGUCUUGUACCUAACUCGACGUGAAACCUUUCGCAAGCUCCGUGACCACCAGUUAUUCGGUCCAAUGUUCAGUGGUACGGGGAGACAAGGUGAGGACGGUUCAUUCAUUAUUGAUCGCGAUGGGUUGACAUUCCGCUAUGUUUUGAACUUCCUUCGGUCCGGCACCCUUAACUUACCAGAGGGGUUUGAUGAGUGGGACCAACUGCUCGAUGACGUCCGGUACUAUCAGCUACCAGAGAUGGAAGAGGCCAUAUUGGGGUGCUUUGAAUAUCAGCGCUGUGUGUUCCGGCGCACUCUUCCACAGGCUGUUUUUGUGCGUUGGCACUCUGCUGGCAACACUAAUAGCGGAGUUAUCAUCGAACCUCAGCUCCCUGCGUUGGAGCCCGUCGAGGGCUCGCAAGAGGUGCGCUACCAGGGAAAGGUGUUGACUACGAUUGACGAAUUAAUCACUAUAUUGCUUUCAGCAUACGGCUACAUCAUUCAACAUUGGAAUGAACAGGAGGGUAGACUACACCUAAGUCUCGGACCAUCGUAG